CACUAAAUCAAGUUUUUGUAUAGCCAGUGCCUUUUUCCUUGUUGUCUUUCAAAAUACUUCUUUUUCCUCUGCCCUUCAGGAGAUUAUAAAAUUCUGAAGUUCAGUCUCUGAGAGCUUUACUGAUUUAUCGUCCUACUUAAGCAAAAUAAGCAGUGAUUCUUGCGUAUCUAAAGAAAACCUCAACAUCUAGACUACUGUGGAGGACGUUUUCACUGAGGCACAUCCCUAACUUGAGAGAUGGGGAGUGAAUUCAAAAGAAUUGUUCUGCUGAAAGGAUUUCAGCACAUCAGUGAUUAUCAGUUUAGCAUGAUUAAGUGUUUACUGGCCAAGGAUUUAAGACUGACUAGGAAAAUGCAAGAAGAAUAUGACAGAAUUAAGAUUGCUGACUUGAUGGAAGUAAAGUUCCGUGGGUCUGACUGUGUUGACAGAUUAAUAGACUUGAUCAAAGAUAUAGAAGAAAUUAAAGACCUUGCUAAAACUCUUCAAAAGGAGAAGUUAAAAGUUAUUAGGAGAAGCAAAGCAAAAGAAGCAACUCCAGUGAAAAAAAGCAAGCUGAAUAAACCCAGUCCUGACCAAUCUACAUCCACCACUAAUAAAGCUUUGGGACCUGAAUCAAUCAAGGAUACACCUGUGAAGGGAAAGAAAACCACAAAAACUAAUGAAUCUAAGGGGAUGAAUCUAAAGAAGGAGAAGAGUCAGCUUCCAGGAUUGUUAGUAACCAGUACACAGUCAACUGAGAGCCUUCCCCAGACUCCUCAGAUGCUUCCACCAAACCCAUCCAGCAGUUCCUCAACCAAGAUACUGAGACCUCAAUGUACUCUAAGUCCUGUGGCUUUUGGCAAGAAAAAAAAUGACAAAAUUAAUGACUUAAAAAGGAAGACCGUAUCUCAGAAACAGAGUCAACUUCCAGGAACUUCAGCAACCAGCAAAUGCCCAACUGGGAGCAGUUGUCCAGUGAAAUCUAUACCUCCACCAACACCAUCCAGCAGUUUCUCAAUCAAGGAAGAAGAAAAUGCAUAUUUUUGGAUUCAAAAAAUAGAAGACACAACCAAUAAAACGCUUGACUCCAAGAAAAAGGAACUAUGCCUGGAGCAGAGUCAGCUUCCACAAUGUGCAAACCGCAGCAUACUCCCAAAUGAGGGCUGCCUUCAGACUCCUCAGAUGCUGCCACCAACCUCAUCCAGCAGUUCCUCAACCAAGAAACCAAGAUUGAAGGCUGCACCUAAAGAAGCUUCCAGAGAGGAGGGCUUCCAGAGGGGGCCCAAAGAAGUGAUGGUGCUGAAAGCAACGGAACCAUUUACAUAUGAUGUCAGAGAAGGCGAGAGGAAGAUGUUUCAUGCCACAGUGGCUACUGAGAGCCAGUUCUUCCAAGUGAAGGUUUAUCAUGUUGACCUGAAGGAGAAGUUCAUCCCAAAGAAAAUCAUUGCCAUAUCAGAUUAUUUUGGCCGCAAUGGGUUCCUGGAGGUGUUCAAUGCCUCAUCUGUGUCUGAUGUUAACCCUGACCGAAAGAUGGAGAUCUCUAAAAGCCUGAUUCAAAAGGCAAAUGCAACUCCUAAAAUCAGUCAUCUUUACUCACAAGCUCUAGGAACAUUUGUGAAUGGGGUGUUUCUGGUGCAUAAGAAAUUGGUAUGUAAUCAAUGCAUAUAUUACGAAAUACUAGAUAAUACAGGAGUGAUGGAAGUCCUGGUUUAUGGAGAACGACUGACCAGAAUCAGCUGUGAGAAAGGCGAUAGACUUAAACUCAUCUGCUUUGAAUUGGCAUUAAGUGGGGAUAAGAGGCAGCUGAGAUCCAUAAUUCACAGUUUCAUCAAGGUCACCAAGCCCAGGAAAAGCAAGGAACAACCAUUCAAUCCUGAAUCAUAUAUGGAAGCCUGAUUAUAGCUGUUCUUCUAAAAACCUGGAUGUCAUUAAUAUUGAUGUUUAUGGAGCUAAGAUCGAAGUACAGAAAAAAAGUAUAUAUGUAUACAUAUGGUUGAAAUACCACAAUAUGUAUCCUAGCCAUUAAUUCUUAGGAAUGGGGUGCUUUGCAUUUUUUUAUACUUUUCUGUACCAUCUCAAUUCCUAAUUUUGCAUCUAUAACUUUUAUAAUUUGGAAAUAAUAAUAAACAUGAUUUUUCCUAAAGACA
Delphinapterus leucas (beluga whale) is the source of this 2126-nucleotide messenger RNA. Its product is annotated as interferon-activable protein 203. Gene Ontology annotation, molecular function: double-stranded DNA binding. Gene Ontology annotation, cellular component: nucleoplasm; cytosol. The record is from RefSeq and is a predicted model, not a curated record. Gene Ontology annotation, biological process: cellular response to interferon-beta; activation of innate immune response. Lineage: Eukaryota; Metazoa; Chordata; Mammalia; Artiodactyla; Monodontidae.